UCUCUCUCCCUCCCCAUGAAAUCUCUGUGCUAGACAGACCAAUAAUCAAUGGCGUCAAUGGCGAUACUAACAAGAUCACGAACGUUCCUCAAAUCCAUAAACCACGACUCAUUCAAAUCGAUAACAACCUUCGCAUUUCUCUCUCAGGAGCCCCAACUUGCCGAAGCACCACCAGCACCAGCACCGCCGUCUGCGGCGGCGACACCACUGCCUCCGAACCCGGCCUCAGGCAGUCCACUCUACAACGAGAACUGGCGGAAUCCAAUCGCGAGCUCGACUGGUCUGGCUCAGUCCCUUAUACCGCUAGGGUUCUUGAACCAGACGCAAUCGACUCGCAUCCAAGCCCUCUCGCAAACCCUAGAUGUUCCGUCGCUCUUGAAUGUGUUCGCGGAUUGGAUGACUUCGCAGCGGUGGGCUGAUAUGAAGCAGCUGUUCGAGUUCUGGAUCAGAUCGCUUGAUAAGAAUGGGAAGCCUAACAAGCCUGAUGUGAAUUUGUAUAAUCAAUAUCUUAGGGCUAAUGUUAUGAUGGGAGCUUCGGCUGGGGAGUUGUUGGAUCUGGUGGCCCAAAUGGAGGACUAUUCGAUUACGCCCAAUACUGCUUCGUUUAAUUUAGUGUUGAAGGCGAUGUAUCAGGCAAGAGAGACCGAGGCCGCCGAGAAGUUGCUUGAACGGAUGCUGCAGACUGGUAAAGAAUCUCUGCCUGAUGAUGAGUCAUAUGACUUGGUUAUUGGCAUGCUGUUAUUGACAGACCAGAUUGACGCUGCCCUAAAAUAUAUAGAUUUGACUUUAAAAUCUGGGUAUAUCCUAUCAGUGAAUGUGUUUACCGAAUGUGUGCGAAGCUGUGUUAACAAGGGGAGGCUGGAUACAUUGGUUUCGAUUAUUGAGAGGUGCAAGAAAAUGGAUCAGAACAAAGCCCUCUGUCCACCCUGGAACCUGUGCAACUAUAUUGCAGAUGUUGCAAUGGAAGAGGAUAGUAGUGAGUUAGCUUAUUAUGCCCUGGAAUUCAUGGCCAAAUGGAUUGCACGAGGUGAGAAUGCAAGGCCACCUGUUCUGCUCUCUGUAGAUGAAGGACUAGUCGUGUCUGCACUAGGAACUGCUGGCAGGACGUACAAUGCUAAACUCCUUGAUGGAUCAUGGGCAAUCCUUAAGCGUUCGUUGCGCCAAAAGAAGGUUCCAAACCCGGAAUCUUACCUCGCUAAGAUAUAUGCCCAUGCUUCCUUGGGGAAUCUACAGAAGGCCUUUAGUACUCUGCAUGAGUUUGAGACUGCUUGUGGAAAUUCUACUAAGGAAGCUGAAGAGGAUCUACUGUCUCCAUUUACCUCUUUGUAUCCACUGGUUAUGGCAUGCUCCAAGGAUGGCUUUGUGACUUUAGAUUCAGUCUACUAUCAACUGGAGAAUUUGAGCCAAGCUGAUCCUCCUUACAAAUCUGUUGCUGCACUAAAUUGUAUAAUUUUAGGUUGUGCAAAUACAUGGGAUGUUGAUCGGGCCUACCAGACUUUUGAAGCAAUUGGUGGCGCAUUUGGGUUGAUCCCCAACAUCCAUUCAUACAAUGCUCUGAUGUGUGCGUUUGUAAAGCUCAACAAGACAUCUGAAGCUUCGAGUGUGUUUGACCACUUAAUAAGUAAGGGCGUGAAACCAAACUCGACAACGUACUCUCUGCUUGUCAACGCUCACCUGAUUAAGCGAGACCAAAAAGCUGCUCUCUCUGUUAUCAAUGAGAUGGUAAAUUCAGGAUUUGAACCAUCAAGGGAAAUGCUGAAAAAGGUCAGAAGGCGAUGUAUACGAGAGAUGGACUACGAGAGUGAUGACCAGGUCGAGUCCCUGGCUAGAAAGUACAAAAUCGGAAUGGGUUUCGAGAAUCGCCGGGACUUGCUGUUUAAUCUCGAGUACAGCACUGCUUACACAUGAUAGUAGGUCUCAUUUGAAUGAUUCCAUCUUGAUGUAGAAGUUUAGAUGGUUCUGAUGAGGCCUUUUUGCUAGUCGUUGCAGCUCAGGUGACUUGCACUGGGGCAUCUCAGCACUGGCGAAAUCUGGUUUGCCAAUUUCUCUAAUUCUUUCUUCCUAUCUAGUCAUUUGGUGGACAUUCACCCCUGUUUGUAAAUUAUCAGACUGCCCAAUUUUGAGCACUGGCACGACGAACAUUAGGAUCGCAUGCCUCUUCUGUGGCCAAAUAGUUGUUUUUUUUAUCUUCUUUUUUGGGGUUCUUUAUCGUGAGGCAGUCAAAAUCGAAGCUAGAUUUUUGAAUGUCGUUAAAUAAUUGUUGGAUCAUCUAGAUAAUCGAAGAUGUUCACUGAGCUAUCACCAUUGUUAAUAUUAGUAUUGUUUUUGUUUGGGUGGAUGUUUUA
Messenger RNA from Camellia sinensis, 2345 nucleotides. RefSeq names its product Tetratricopeptide repeat (TPR)-like superfamily protein. The record is from RefSeq and is a predicted model, not a curated record. Gene Ontology annotation, molecular function: protein binding. NCBI's taxonomy places the organism in Eukaryota, Viridiplantae, Streptophyta, Magnoliopsida, Ericales, Theaceae.